CUGCCCCAUGGGUACGUCAAGCCUGCUUCAGUGCAAAGCGGGGCCGAGCCGCUCAGGUGUCAGCCCUGCCUGGCAUAGCCCUGGCUCCCUCUGCUCCAGUGCUGGAGAGUUGUAUUGUACUCCCCUGUCCCCAUCCAAGAAGCAGGGGCUGCAGUUUCUUCUCGGGACCCAGGCCACAAACCACACACCAUGGUAGAGAACAGGAGCCAAGGCAGGAGGCUGAGUCAUUUCACCAGAGCUGCCUGGGAGGGUCAAAGAUAGAGCUGGGAGGGGCUGAGGCUGCCUCUUCUCCACCAGCUGUGCCACGCAGCCUAGCUCAAGGCCACUUCUGCCACUGCUAUACCCCAUCAUCUGCAUGCAGCCCUCUCUCCAUAACUCCAUCACUCCCUUCUCCCAGCCCCCUGUGCCAUGGUGCUCUGGGAAAGUGCCAGCCUGGUGAUGCAGCAGGGAGCCCGCCUGGAUUGCAGCUCUGAUUACGCUGUUGCCUUCCUCUGCCCUCCCCGGGUGCACCUUCAAUCGCACCUGUAUCAUCCGCAGUAAAGGGCUUGCUUGCCCAGACCGUGGGCUACCUGGGUCACCGCUGCAACUGGCACCUCUUCGUCUCACCUCUGUCAUGUGCCAGGGGUAUUAGAAAGGGCCCCAGUGUGAGGACGGACCCAGCGCCUGUCAAUGGCAGUGCAAAGAGGCUUUUUCUGAUUCAACUGGGCAUCCCCCUGUCCUACCUGGACGCAGCCCAUGGGUUUCCAUGAAGUCCUUGGUCAUCAGAGUAUCCUCAGCCAGGUCCCUUCUCCCGCUGGCUGGUUAAGGAAGCCCCACUUCCGCUCUCUUCUCCCCACCCUGUCACUCUGGCCAUAGCCUGUGCUUGGCCCAUAAAACUCAGCCCAUUCUCUGCGUCCCAGCAUCCAGGCUGUCCAAAUCUUACUAACCCUCCAUGCUGCACCUCUAAGAGCCUGUCUGUGCUACCCUGCCCAUGCCCUGAAAGCACGCCAUGCCUCUCUCAGCCAUUGUCUGACGUUCUUUGGCCUCUGGCCCACAGAAGAAAGAGUGGGUGGGGUAUGUUUCCCAGCUCUGCUCCUUGGCCUGGUGCAAGGUCACAGGGACAUGCCCAGAUCUCUGACUUUCCCUCUCCACCCCUGCAGCCCAAAGCCUCAUGCCAGCCUUCAUCACUUCGCACGUCAGCACCUGCCCCCUCAUGCCCUCCAGAAAGGCCAGUCUUGCCCCAUCUCCUCUUCUUCCGGACACUGCUGCGGGGCUUGUUUUUGCAGCUGGUUGUUUUGAUUGCAUCACCUGUCUCCUGGCCCCGCUCCCUCUUCUCCACUGAGCCAAAACAAGCCACUUCCUGGUGCUUGCUAGUCCUUUAUAGGACCCGGACACUUGUCUUGCACCUGUCCCCUCUCAUCCCUCCCACCCUGUGGAGAGCCAGGUGUGUCAUGCAGAAUCAUGUAUGGCCUUGCACGUCUCUCUUUCUCUGGAUGUUUUAGACCAAAGCUCUGGCUCUGUUUGUUGGAGCAUUGGGGCUAGAUGCUCUGGACACGAGCUGAAGGCUGCUCCCAACUCAACCAGCUAUAAUGGGAAUCUGGGCACAUAGGCAGGAUGGUGAAGGCAACCAGCUGUGAUGUUAGCUGCAUCAGCCCGCCCCCCGCCCCCCACUUCGUUUGCCAUAGAAAGGCUCAUAACCAUGCUGACUUGGUGGGCUAUUUCUCUUGGGACCUAUAACCCACAACACAGCUACUGCAGGGUCAGCCCAGAGGUGGAUCUAGAGGGGUGCAGUAGUGCAGCUGCACCCCUUCUUUGAUUCCUGCUCUAUGGAAACUGUAAAACCAGCUGUUUGGGGAGAGGCAGUGGCAUUUCUAUUCAGGCAGCACUAAGGGAGUCAAUUGAUUUCAUGGCUCAUUAUCAUCUGCCUGGUUCCUGCUGCUCUCUCUUCACUCCUUAGGUGUUAAAGACCCUCACUCCUUGUUAAUGGUCAUCAUGUUCCCCUACUCAAAUGAUCCUUUCUUCUUCAGUGUUGCUGUCUGUUCUCCAUUCCUGGGAAUGUCUCUCCUCUAUUCCACAUCCCUGAAGGUUGUUUUUAACUCUAGCUAAAAUCCUUAACUCAAGGGUAGCAGUAUUAAUGACUGUCAGUGAAGUAUUGAAGGUGCUGUCAAGAAACUCAAGCAGGCUAGAUUUUGUUGCACGAUUUUGAAUAAGAGACAUACAUUUAACUAUAAUGACUACAGGACUAGCAAAAUGAUCUCUUGACUUCUUAAAUCAUUUUUUUUGCCUAGCUUGUAGUUUUUUAAAUUACUGUAUAAUUUAGCAAUUAGUGGCUGUCCUGGUAGAUUUAGAUGAGUUUUUGUUUAAUCUUAAACUUAAUAAUAUAGCGCUGGGCCUCUGGCUUAUUAGUAAAGCUUCUAGUUUCUAUUUCCCUGGAGAAACAUAGGUGGUGCGUUGUAUGUGAUGAUGCACCACCCUGUCUGCUCUCCCCGCUUUCGACAUCCGCGCAUGGGUCAGUCUCCCCAGGAUUUUACUCUGUAGCCGGCUCGCUCUGUAUUAUGGACACCCGACCAGGCCUCUCCCAAGCUGUCCAGGGCAGGUGCUGUGUAUUUGCAUUGAGAAAAGAGCUUCCCCAGAAUGAACUUGAUGAGGAGAGUGGACACAUGACUGAUCUUCCCCUGAAGUAAAGUUCCUGCCUGUUUCCUGGGCCUGACUCCCACCCCCUGCCCCAAGCUUCAUAUGAUUUCCCCUGCAGCAGGGCUGGGCCCUGUGUGCCUCUGCAUCUGCCGCCCAUCACAGUCAGUCGCCUCUGGUUUCCUACGUGUUACUGUGGUUUCCAAUGUGUCGAUGCUCCUAUAGCAGACCAGAACCACCCUGUCAGCAAGUCGCUCUCCUUAGCCAGCUACUGCCCCAGAUGAGAGGGCGCUUGUACGCGGGACGAUGAUAAGGAGGAGGCUGUGAUUGCCCGGAGAUUACCUGAGGCAGGGGAUGGGCAAUUAUUUUGGGCGGAGCGCCACUUACUGAAUUUUGGCAAGCCAUCAAGGGCCGCAUGACAGGCAGCCAGGGGCAGAUAAAUAUUAACUUUCUAAAAAUGCCCCAGGCAUUUUGCCACCCCGACCUAAGGGAAUGACUCUUGCCACUUCCUCAUCAGCUGCUUUUGCUCACCUUGCCCUGUCGCUGCAGGGUGGGAAGAUAAGCUGUGGAAAGGCAGCUCUCUGAGGCCUGGGCUGCCCCUCCUGAGGCGUUCUGCAUUGCAGAUCUGAGACCCCUGCCACAUCGUGACACUGGUGCAUGUCACACAACCGUGGAAUAGCAGACAGCCCCAGGUCCAGCCCAUCCCACAGUGUCUCUCCAGGGUCUUUUCCUACCUGCUCCAGGCUCUGCAAGCAGUUCUGGUCCAGUUUUGAUUGGGAAAUCCCUUGCUGUGGCAGACAGCUGGAAAGGAUCCCUCUCCAGCUCCCUGGCUACAGUGGCAAUGGACCUUUGAAUUCAGCCCUGGCUGUAGACGGGGGAAGUUUUAACUGCUCCAAAAGGUGUUGGCCUGCAGCUGUUCCCUCUGUCGGCACCUGGAGUGGUACAAGUGGGCUAAACCCUUGUAUGCUUAACCCUGAAACAGGGUUCAUUAUGCACCGCUUUACCUACGCUUCCACCCAGACAGGAGCAGAUAGAGGGAACAGCCGCGUCCAGCACUUAGUAAUGUGCCACGACCACGCAGGGCAUGGCCCUGACUAGCACAGGCGUUCAGCAUCCGGCUGGUACAAGUGACGCUCUGGGUCAGGGCUGUGAGUGCGCAGAGCUCCCCUCUCUUGGCCUAGGGCAGGGCUGUCGCACAUACAACCCCUGGGCCAGAUCCAGCAUGCAGAGCCGGGCCGUAGGGCCGCUGGAGAGGCUGGGAAUCCAGGAGUGCAGCCUGCUACUGACUUCCCGGCUACAGAGCCCCACUGGGCUGCAUUUUGGGGGCGGUGGGAUGAGUGAUGGAUGCAGUAAUUCCUGUAGUUUGCUGAGGUAUCACAGUGGCUCAGGCAGCUGCAGGAGUUAACACUCCUGGCACUCGCCUCCCUGCCAGAGGUGGAUCCAGAUGUGGCCCAUGAGAACCCCUGCAGUCUGGAUCCAGACCAGGGGGCCAAAUGAGUUUGAUGCCCUGGGACUAGAGGAUGACAAAGGAAGAGGGAGGGAGCCAGGAGGCGAGUCCUGCUGGGUGCUCCCACCCCAGCCACUGCUCACGAAGCGGCAACCGCUGCAGGUUUCAUGUGCCAGGAGAUGAUCUCUGCUAGAGCUAACCAAGCUCAGAGGCUUUCCUAGCACCAUGGAAAGUCACCACAUCCCCAUCAUGCUUUGCACGGGACGUCAAGGGUUCAGCCCGACUUUGCACCAUCUCCAGCCGGACCCUUCUGCUUGGGGAAGCCCUUCUCCUUCCCGGCUGAAGCAGCCUGCAUUGUGCAUGCCUUGCACUUUCCAGCUUCCCCUUUUCACAACACUGGGAAGGGACCAGGAGGGGUGGGGUUUUUGGGCAUCCUUUGCAGCCCUUCUGGGAGACACCUCCUUGGCAUGAAUGAGCUGAUGCUACGGGACAAUGGGAUGCAACCUGUUAGGCUCCAUGGAGGGAGGGCUGAGCGCACCCUGUUUGAGAGCAGACCCCAGACGGGCCACAGAGACGUUAUGCAGCACCUCAGCUUUGACCUAUCAACCCGCUGGGCCUUUCCAGACUCCUCAUCAUUAAGAAGUCACUGGACACGGAUGUGCCAGCUAGGAGGUCUGCAGUGGCUAUUCACUUGCCCCGAUGGGAAACCAGGUGCCUGAAGAAACUCUGCCCCAGCUGGAGCCUAUUUUGGAUCUUGGGCAAAGAGAUGGAGCAUCUAUAGCUGGCAUUAAACAGCUGCUUGGGGAAAUGUCUAGUGCAUCCAGGGAUGCUGAUGAGGUGGUGGCUCAGUGCCCGGCCUAGCCCUGUCCCGGGUCUCGGGCUGCCCUAGCGUUCACCCCGUGAGCGAGGAAGUGAUGGGUUGUCUGGAGGCAGACAGCUACUAUGACCCCCCCCAAGCUGUUGGCUAACUCUGGCUGUGCUUGCAUCACAAAGCGUCUGCAAUACCCAGUGCAUGGGGAUCGCAGCAUGAAACGCAGGGUGUGGCUGGAGAUGGGGGUGCCCCCGUGGGCAUCUUCCUGCCAGAGGUGAGCCGCAAAGGGAGGGCUGCUAUAAAAGCCUGGACGUUCCCAGGCAGAGCGGGAGAGCGAGGAGGAGACAGCAGAGGAAAGAUCCACUCGCCCUGGUGACAUCUGCCUGCGCCCAGCGGACACCAAGGGUGAGUCACAGGGUGGGGACAAGCUGGCAUGGCAAGGAGGAUCCCUGACGAGUGCUUCGCAGCAGCCAGAUGUUGGGCCAGGCAUUGGAAAGGCAUGAGGGCAAGCUGUGCCCCCGUCAAAGUGGCAGGGAGUGCAGUGAGAGACUAAACAUGGUACUCGUUGCCUGGGGGCACCCGAAAUACCAAAGCAGAAACCGGGAGUCGAUGCGUCGGGGCGAGGACAAGUCCGGGGACUCUGCAAGGCUCAUCGCUGAUACUGCGAGGGGGCCAAAGGAUUGCACUUCUCACACGCUGGGUGAACUGUGAUCUUGUGGCCAAUGCACGUUGCAUCAGUGAUAAGGGGGCAAGAUCUGCGGCUCAGCAGGGCGCGAGCAGGUUCAAGAUUGCUCAGAUAAGUCAGCGGCUUUCAAAGCAGCGAACUUCAGCCCGGCUGGCGUAAUCUUGGAGCCAGGGGAGGCUGGGGGCAGAGGAGUUUCCAGUGGAAAGGAGAAAACAAGAGUGCCUGUCCUUAAGAAGGGUGGAGAGGGGCAUCGGAGGCUUUACAACCGCUCGGCCUCGCUGCGGUUCCUGGGAAGAGGCUGGGACACGUCAUCCAACCAUCAAUCUGCGACAAGCAACAGAUGGGUGCAUUAAGGACAAGGCCACAUGGUUUCCUUUGGUGACGGGGCAGCUGGGGAGAGAACGGGCAGUAGAUGUGAUGUACCUGGACCUGAGGAAGGCUUCUGGGAUCAGGAUUCAGAGGGGUCUGGGCAAGCUAGAGAAAUGCUUUGAAAUCCAUAGGAUGUGAGGCAGGAAGGAUGAGGGCAGAGCACCAUGGGGCUGGGUAGGCAGCAGCUCUGGCAGGAAGGCACCAGGGGUUAUCACCGGUCAGGCUGAGCCUGUCAGCAGCUUUGUGCCUCAGCAAAAGAAAGCUGGUGCCACCUGGGUUGUGUCAAGAAAGGUGGUGAAAUCAUCCAUGGAGAUUUUUAAGACCCAGGUUGACAAAGCCUUGGCUGGGAUGAUGGGGCUGGGGCUGGUCCUGCUUGGAGCAGGGGGUUGCAGUAGAUGUGAUCUCCUGGGGUCCCUUCAACCCUCAUCUUCUAGGAUUUUAUGUAUUACAGGGGAGAGUUGGGAAGGACCUCUGGCUUUAGGGCCCUGCUUCACUAAACCCGCUUUCUUGGGACUUGGAUAUUGUAGCUCCCACUGGGUUUCUGCCCCCCCGUAGGGCGCUGCGAGUUUGCAGGGGUAGUUGUGGAACCACCGUGAGGCUCGGGCUCUCCCGUCCUUGCAGACGCAGGAGCUGCUGUCAUCUGCUGGAUGGGCUCUCGAGGCCCUGGGGUUGGCAAUACCCCCUGGGGAUCAGUCCCUACCAGUGUUAUACAAAGGCUUGGGGCUUCUCCAAGAAGGGGCUGGAGCAUGACUUGGUCUGGACAUCCCUGCCCUGCCGGGCAGUCUUCAUUCUGCGCGUGGCUCUUGCAAGGCCUCCCUGCUCACCUGCGAGUAGCACUAGUGGGAUGCUGCAGCCGUGACGGGCUGAGGAUCAUGCGGGGGGCAAGGGUUUUUUGGAGUGAGAUUGCCUGUUGGACCGACUGCGCGGCCAGGAUGGAGUGAGGCGAGCUUUCAAGCGCAAAACAUUUAUCUGGGUGGAGGAAGAAAGCAAGCCUCUCCUUGCUCGGGCCCUGGAGCGAGGCAGGAGGUGGGGAGGGGGUUAUCUUAGAUGGUGCUUUCUUACUUUUUCCCUUUUACAGCCUCUGGACUAUCAGUAGAUUGCUCCCUGGCCACCAUCCAGCGUCUCCUGCUGCGUCAGGUCUGACCUUAGCUGCCCCGAUCCAUGGAGAGGGUGGCUGGGAAAAGCCCAGCCCUUUCCCCUACGCUCCCUGGGAGAGGAUGGGACCAAAGCAGCCACCGGCUACAACCCCUUGCUGGGACCAUCACAUCCCAGGGGUACCCGCCUUUGUGUCUCCAUCACGUUGCAACCCUCAAAUGGGCCCGGUAAGGUCCUUCUGUCAUCAGGGAGCAUCUUCCUGGAGCGUCUCUCCCUGCCCCUCUCUGCGGCGGUGGUGAUGGGCCUUUUCUGUCCUCAGUCCAUCCUGUUAAUGCUAUGACUGCUUCCCCGGCUCUGACUCAUGCUGGCCAGACAGCUCGGUGUCUGUAAGGCAGGCUGCAGGCUCUCUGCUCUCCCCGUUUGGCUCCCUUUCCUCUUCCUCGACCCUGUGCCAGGCCUGCUACUGCUGUAACCCGUGUGCCGGAGCGUGCGCUUCCGUCCUGUGCCGGUGCUGCCUGGUGCUGCGAUGCCCCGCCAGCCUACCUUCCUUUCUGGCAUGGGACACGCCAGCCUCCUCCCCUGGAUCUUCUCCACUCUUCCCAAUUGCUUCCGCUGCUGCUCCUCUUCCUUCCCCUGCCUUUGUUCUGGGGGUUAAAGAGCCACCGUGCAAGCUGCUUCGGUCUCUCCUGGAGCAGUCGCUCUGUGCAGCUGGGUGUGUUAGCAGAGCAAGGGGCUGGGCACGGGCAGGGGAAGAUCCUGGAAAUCGAGGGGCUCAAGAGCAAAGGGAAUUGGGCACUGCGUGGGCUGCGCUUGCUGGGCAAAACUCUGGGACCCACUGCUCCGACCUCAGCCCAGUAGCUGCUUGGAGUAGAUGCGCUUUCCAAACGGGCAGGGCAUUUCCCACGAGGCAGGUGGGAGCUGAGCCAUGCUCCUCGCUUGACCGUAGCAGGGUCCAGCAUCAUGCUGCUCAACCCACAGGACCCGGGAGGAGCAGACGUGGAGCUAGACCCGUGGAUCAAACUGAUCAAACCCCUUCCCUCUGCAGAAGGCGCCAGGGGUGGGGGGAAGCCAGCUGUGGCCUUUCUUCAUGCGUGGGGCUGCCCACUUGGUAUUGUUAAGGGCAUAUCUUAUGCCAGGCAUGUGAGGCUGUAGCAGGGGGGUAACCACACCCUCCACGGUCGAUCUAGGGGUCCCUUUUCAUCCCAAUGAUCCUCAAACGGGGUUUUGUCAGAUCCUUUUAAGGGUGUAGCACAAUACAAGCACAGUUUGGUGUGCAAACACCCGCAGAGGAUUCACGAGAGAAACCCAGAGAUUUCCAGGAGGGAGCCAGAGGGCCCAAACCCUGCUGCGGGCCACCUGAGCUAUUUGCCACAGAAGGACGGCACUGGUAUUUUUCCUGCAGGAAAAAAAUGUCAAAACCUGCCCGUAUGAUCCCGUUAAGGCUCUCCUAGUGCUGGGGUGCAGUCAGCCAAACUCCCCCAAAGCUUUGCUAACUCCGUCCAGGGCCCAGCUGUACCUUGCGUCAUGCUUUACCCACUCCGCUAUUUUAAGAAGUGUUUAGCAAGGACCAUUCCCCUCUAGCAGAAACCAAAAAUCUGCGGGGCUUGCACUUUUAUUUCUCCUUUUGACAAAGCCAUGAUGACUGGGGAAUGGGCAGGAUUGUAGUAUCUCCUCCUUCCGUUUCUUGAUGCAAUCGAGUUCAGUCUCAGAGCACCGUGCGAGGGUGCACGGAGAGGCACGUCCAUUCGUGGCACUGCACAACCGGGAGAUGGCAGCAUGGUGGGUCCUGCUGGGGCUCCUGGCCGCCUGCGUCACUGAGGCCGCCAAGCAGGACAUGCUGAACGUGUGCAUGGAUGCCAAGCACCACAAGACCAAACCAGGGCCGGAGGGGCAGCUGCACAACCAGUGCACCCCCUGGAAGGACAACGCCUGCUGCACGGCCAACACCAGCAUGGAGGCUCACAAAGACCAGUCCUACCUGUACUCAUUCAACUGGAACCACUGCGGGGGCAUGAAGGACAAGUGCAAGCAACACUUUAUCAAGGACACCUGCUUCUACGAGUGCUCCCCCAACCUGGGGCCCUGGAUCGUGCAGACAGACACCAGCUGGCGCCGGGAGCGAAUCCUGAAUGUGCCGUUGUGCAAGGAGGACUGCGACCAGUGGUGGAACGACUGCCAGGACUCCUUCACCUGCAAGGAGAACUGGCACAAGGGCUGGAACUGGACGACAGGAAGCAACCAGUGCCCCCGGGGCUCCGAGUGCCGCCCCUUCAAGACGGUCUUCCCCCAGCCGGCCGACUUGUGUGAGAAGCUGUGGUCCGGAUCCUACAAAUACACGAGAGAGAGCCGGGGCAGCGGGCGCUGCAUGCAGAUGUGGUUCAGUAACACCGAGGUCAACCCCAACGCGGCCGUCACCGAGUACUACGCCCGGCUUGCUGGGGCUCCCAUGCCAGGGCCUGGCGCCUGGCUGUUUCUGCUGGCCCCUGCCCUGCUAGCUGUGCUCUGAGGGCCAGAUGCUGGCUCUCCUAGCCUGGGGGGAAGGCUGCAGGGGCGCUCUCUGGGCUCUGGCUCCCCCUCAUUUACGCGGGACCCAUUUCUGCUCCUGACAUCGGGACAAAAGAGGCUGCUGAGGUGACAGAGACAACCCCGGCUCCCCUCGACGCUUCGCUCCCUGCACCCAUCUCCUCCCUGGCUGUGUGCAGCGAACACCUCCUCCGUGGUGCCCAGGGGCAGAACUUUCCCCCCCACCCAGCGAGUCUGUCCUGGGUGCCUGUCUAUCCAGAAGAGUCUGUGCAGUUGUCCACUCCAGUGCCUGGCUUGUCUGUGCCCUUCGCUACAGGGGAGCCCACAGCCCUGACCUGGCCCCCAAGCCCUUGACCCUCAGGACAGCAGCAAGACAGCCCCAGGUGCUCUCCGCACAGCCUGGGCAAACUGCGGAGGGAGAGGGGGGACAUAGAGCCAGAAGCCAAACACGCCGAGGGGGCAAGUAGGGGACCAUCAUCCCCAACCAGGGGAGGGCUGGGAGCAUGCCGUUACCAGGCACCUCGUCUUCCCUAGAGGCUUGGGCUGGGGGGUCUUCAGGUGAGCUCCAGGCACGUUGCCUCCCUCCUCUCCCAUCAGCUUCCUUUGCAGCAAGGGGCGAGUCACUGCUGCAGGGCAAUGUUUCCAGCACUUGUCCCCAGCCCAGCUCCUGCACCGGCGGGCUGCAAUAUUCCUGACCAUUUGCACGCAGGCUCAAGCUGCACCCCCAGCCAGUGCUGCCCUCAGGCCUGCCAGCUGCAGCUGGCACCAAUGCUGCAUGGGCAUUUGGGGGUCAUGCAUGAGUGAGGGGACACAUCUACUUCCCUGGUGCACGUGGACCUGGCAAUAAACUCGAUCAACUCUCCAGGCUCAUCUUUUUGCUGCAUAAGUAUUUGGGGGUCAUGCAUGGGUGUGGGUGUCACAUCCACUUCCUUGGUGCACACAGAGCUGGCAGUAAACUUGAUUGAAACCUC
Alligator mississippiensis (American alligator) is the source of this 10511-nucleotide messenger RNA. Its product is annotated as folate receptor gamma. Gene Ontology annotation, molecular function: signaling receptor activity. The record is from RefSeq and is a predicted model, not a curated record. The transcript is spliced from 5 exons. Bases 8705 to 9523 code for a protein of 272 amino acids. Lineage: Eukaryota; Metazoa; Chordata; Crocodylia; Alligatoridae. Gene Ontology annotation, cellular component: external side of plasma membrane.